Messenger RNA from Chara braunii, 9615 nucleotides. Lineage: Eukaryota; Viridiplantae; Streptophyta; Charophyceae; Charales; Characeae. The record is from the annotation of a GenBank genome assembly.
CUAGGAGUUCUACCUUCUUCUCGGAGUGGUUUUCUGUUUGUUUCUUUUAUCUGAACUAUCUAUGUCCAGUAUCGAGACGCGUGCGCAGACAGCGAAAAGAGAGGAAAGGGAGAGAGAAGGUGUGCUGUUUGAGAGUGUGAGAAGGGGCAAGAGGAGUGUUCGUCGAAACGUAAAGAAAGAGCGGACCCCUCUUGAGAGUUCUACUGACACCCCUUCCUCCAGCAUGGCCGUCAUCACAUCUGACCAAUGGCAGGCCAUGCCGGACACAGAAGACGAGAGUCAGAAACCAUUCUUUCAAAAACUGUAUGAUGAUGCCGUGCAGAGGGAAAGGGAGGCAGCGGCAGCAGCUAGAGCCGCAGACAUUGCUGAUCAGGUGGCUCUCCUUCGGAUCCCGGAAGCCGAUGCUGACCGGUUCCAGGAGGAACUAGCUGCUGCUGUAGCAGCCUUGGUCCGACUGCGGACCUUGGAAAACCUUGAGUCUCGUAUAACAGCACUUGAGCAGCGGAACGAAGAGCUGCAGGCUAAGGUAAUUAGCCUCGAACAGUCCCAGUUGUCUGCCUCCCGCCCUCCUAACCCUCGAUCUGCUAUAAUCCCAACCUCUCAAGCCAACACAGCCCUCGUGCCAAGGGCAAGCGGAACCGUGGCAAGCGCAGGAACCGGUGCCGGCUCCUCGAGCAGCAGCACCGACAGUUUUGCGCUGGUCAUGGUCCCGAAUGCAGGGACAUCAGCCCCAAACGCCGCAGUUCCUACUGGCGUUCAGUACAGCGGUCCCAUGGUGGACAAGCGGGCGGCCACGCUGCCGUCCAAGUACGACGGGAAGGCAUACAUCACCUCUUGGAUUAGUUCCAUGAGGUCGUACUUCGAGGUCAUGCGGACACCGCAAGAGGACCGAAGUAUGAUCAUGGGGACUAAUAUUGAGCCCGCCGUACGAAACCACAUUGAGCUCCAAGCUGUCGCAGCAGGCUAUGAACGCAUAGACCUGACUGAUUGGCUGAAGGCUUCGGAACAACACUUGAUUGGUCUGUUCACCACUCCGGAUCUGGGAAUGACUGACGUAUCUUGUAUGGAUGUAGUCAUGGAAGUGGCCCCUAAAGAAUACCUACUAGCACUCAAGGACCAUGCCACCUGGCGAGAGCUCAUGAAGGACCUAGUCAACCUAGAGACCAAGGACCUCGCCAGGCGCAAGAAGGCGCCCGCUGCAGGUGGGAAACCACAACGCAAGCAGUUUGGAAGCAGCAACCAGCUUGCACUGCAUGAUCAUCGGGAGGAUGACGAUCAGUCCUAUGCGGAUGAUCUGUCUCUAGAUGACGAUCUAGAGCCGGACUCCGAUACGGGCUGUUCCGCAUCAGCCAUUGAGUGUGACAGAAAUGAUGAUGAGAAACUUAAUGCGUUCAGAAAGACUGCUUCGAAUAAGGGGCCUAACCGUGGUUCAGGAUUGCUAUCGUCUUCAGGGAAACAGGCAAGGGGCGUAGAAGAGUCAUCAACACUCUCUACAGCAAGGGAAGCUGAGCAGUCAAUUGCAGGCCCUUCCGAGGAGCCUGGAUCUGGCCAGCAGCUUGCUCUUGAAGCCCGAACUGAUGCUGAUUCCAAGGCUGGUGCAGUCCAAGUAUUAUACACUGAGCCUUGGGAGGAGUCUAGAGAAGUUGACCUCCACGCCCACAUGGAGCAUUGGCUGCAGCUCAAGCAGCAAUGCCGUGUUCAGGGGAGCGUGGAGCUAACUUUCUUUAAACUACUCGUUAACCGCCGAUACAUCCGUGUGCUGAUUGACAGUGGUUCGACCACUAAUUUCUUCUCUCCAAACGAGAUUCGUAAGGCGGGCCUAGGUAUGAAGCCAGUGGAACUGCAGAACCCUUGCCGGACUCAGGUGGGCAACCAAGACGUUGUCACUUCCACUCAUGCUGUCAAAGGUGUGUGCAUCACCUUUGACAAAGACCGCACUGUUACACAUGAGCUGAAUUUCUAUGUCCUGGAUAAGUGUCCUUUCGACGCGGACAUUGGCUUGGGCUGGCUAAAGGCUCAUUGCCUAAGGACCACGUGGGCGGACAAUCUGUUCGUGGUACUUUAUGCCAAGGGGAACAAGCAUACCGUCUUAUUAGAUGAGACGCGCGAGUUCCUUGUGACUCUUCUAAGUGCUAACAAAUUCUGCAGGUCAGUACGCAGGCGCAAGGAAGCUGAGUUUGUACAUAUGGCCCUUGUAAAACCACUCCAUGUGCCUUCUACUUUUGCUGCAUUCUCUACCUCGGUAAGUAACUCUACUUCUAAUCCAUCUAUUUCUAUUGUGAAUAAUCCUUCUACUUCUAAUCCGGUUGUAAUUGCUGUAAAUUCUCAGUCUAAUUUUCUUUUUCCUGAUGAGGAUGAUCCUUCACCGGAAGUCCCAACAAACAUUCGCCAACUAUUGGAUCGAUUCCCUGAAGUUUUGGCCGAACCUCGUGGAGUUUCCGAGCGUCCGGUCAAACACAAAAUCGAGAUAAUAGAGGAAAGUGUUCCUCCAAAGGGCUGCGUCUACCAUAUGGGACAAGGCGAGUUGGAGUUGAGACGGCAAAUUGAUGAUAUGAUUGACCGUGGAUGGAUUAGGCCCAGUGAGUCUGAAUUUGGUGCACCUGUCCUGUUUGUGCCAAAGAAAGGAGGCAAACUCCGGAUGUGUAUUGACUAUCAUGGCCUCAAUCGGAUCACAAGAAAGAAUGCUUACCCUUUGCCUCGCAUAGAUGAUCUGCUAGAUGCAGCAGGUGGAUGCAAGGUCUUCUCCAAGAUCGACCUCAAAUCUGGUUACCACCAGAUUGAAGUUGAUCCGAGUGACCAGCACAAGAAUGCGUUCAAGACACGCGAUGGGCUGUACGAGUUCAUCGUUAUGCCCUUCGGUCUUACGAAUGCACCGGCCACCUUUCAGUGCCUCAUGGACAAGGUACUUCGCCAUCAACUCAACAGGUUUGUGGUUGUGUACCUUGAUGAUAUCUUGAUCUUCAACAAAACCAUGGAGGAGCACCUCAAGCACCUUGAGGAAGUUUUGCAGGUCCUCCAGCUGCACCUCAACUUGGAGAAAUCUGAGUUUGGGAGGGACAGCGUCAUCUAUCUUGGGCAUCGGUUGUCUGCAAACAGCCUUGAGCCGGAGGCAACCAAGGUCCACAGGCAUAAGCCUUAUGGCCUACUGAGACCUCUCCCCAUUCCUGAUGGACCUGGUGAAUCGAUUUCCAUCGACUUCACGGACAUGGGAAAGGUGAGUGAGGCUGGGAAUUCACAAGUCAUGGUCACUGUGGACCACUUCUCCAAAUUUAUGAACUUGAUUCCUCUCCCUCCUCACGCCCCGACUGAACUUGUCAUAGAAGAAUUCCAUCAACAGUACAUUCCGCAGUCCGGCGUCCCGAAAACUAUUGUGAGCAAAGAUUGGAAAGACUUCACAUCUCAUAUCUACGACAUCAAACUGAACAAGACUUCUGGUCGACACCCCGAAGCCAACGGAUUGGCUGAGGAGAUCAACCAGACUGUCAUGCAAUUGCUUCGCGCACUGAUUGUUCCAGAUCAGAACACGUGGGACAAGGAACUGCACAAAGUGAAGGGGCUGUACAACAACUCCAUUCACUCUGCGACUGGUGUGACACCAAACCAAUUGCAGUAUGGGUGGCCGAUGCGUAAUCCCCUCUCCUAUCUGUUCCCCGAACGGUCACCUGGUAUGAUGCCCGACAUGGCUGGCUACAAUGCCAAGUACGCAGGCUUGCUCAAAGCUGCUACAGCAGCUAUGAACAAGCGCCAACAUGCCAUGAUCAAACAUGCCAAUAAGCUGCGCAAAGAAGAAAAAUUCAAAGUAGGGGAUUAUGUUUGGGUCAAAAUGUCUGAGUUUUCUGAUGAAGAGGGCAUCUCACGAAAGCUUCUUCCACCGUACUACGGCCCCUGGCAGAUUCUGAAGCCAUUGCCAACGUCGAUAGCGUCACCGUUUGCUAGAGGCGUUAGUUUGCAGAGAACGAUUGUUUGCGAGAUGAGGACCUUGUGGCGGAGGUUACAUGGUGGAGGAAACUCGGAUAGCGACGAGAGCAAGACGGGAGGUCAGGGACAUCGUGAGCCCAGAGAUCGCGAUAGGGACGGACGCGAUCGCGAGAGGGAUGGCAGGGCGGAUGGUCGCGAUCACGAAACCGUUUUUCCCGGGGAUUCCAGGCCGAAUGGGGAAUCCAGGCACGGGCUUACGUCUUGGUUUGUGAGUCACGGGCUUCGGCACGGGAGGAGCACUGACAGGGAUCGAGAUCGAGAUUCGGAGAGGCGCUACUUAGGCGAGCUGGGAAAUGGGGGCAGCAUGGUCGGUGGCAUGCGUAGGGGUGAUCAGUCCGGGCAAUUGAUCCCAGCAUCUCUAGUAGGUAUAGCUGGCGGAGGGAAUUCUAUUCCUCUCGCUGCGCUAUCGGACGCCGACUUGGCUUGCACUGCCACUGGUGGGGAGCCGUUGGAUUUCCAACAGAUUGAGGAGGAGAAUCAACUUCACUUGGCUCUGGCACUUAGCGUUUCAACUCACGAAGCCACAGAUGACGAAGACGAUGCUGAAUUAGCGGCUGCCAAGAAAGCGUCUCUAGGAUUGAAUCCCUGCCCUGCAGAUGUCGUCACCAAUCAGUAUUGGCAAAGGGGUUUCCUUGAUUACGGGGAAUCUGUUGUGGAUGGCUUCUACGACUUGUGCGGUUUGCCCGCCGAUUCGGCCAUCAUUCAACGUCUACCUCUGCUGGGGGAGUUGAAGGCCGUGUUACCGACGGAUAAUCUCGACUCGUUGGAGGUUAUAAUAGUUGAUCGUAAUAGUGACCCUGAUUUAGUGCUAUUGGAGGAGCGGGCAGUAAUUUUGGCAACUGAGUGCGAAAGUUCCGGGGGGGGAAGCCUGUCCAAGGCGAUGCUGGCGAAGAAACUAGCAGCGCUCGUGUCGGACAAGAUGGGCGGCCCCGUGAAGAAUGAGGCCGACCUGCUUAAGGCGUGGGAUAACUGCCGCCGGGAUCUGAACUGUGCUGAGCGAAGUAUUAUAAUUCCCGUUGGCAAAUUGACGGUGGGGUUGUGCCGCCACAGAGCUCUCCUCUUCAAGACCCUCGCGGAUACCCUGGAAAUUCCGUGCACUCUCGUCAAACAACGCCUGUAUUCGGGAGAAGGCGAAGGCUCGCUCAACACGAUUAAGUGUGAAGACGAAAGCCAAUAUCUGCUGGAUUUACUGUGUGAGCCUGGAAAAUUAUUACCUUUGGAACAGCCGAUGGUUAUAUCCCCGACGCCGUUUGGAUCAAUGAUUCCCGCCACCGACUCCCUGCCUGGCGAAGUCUCCGCUAGAGCAGCUCAUGUGCCUGGAUGCCCCGCUCCUGGCACUAAUUAUGCAGAUUGGGAAAGGCUGAACGUGGUCAAGGGGAAGGAAGGUCAGGAACAACGGAAGGGAUCCCAUUGGGGGGAAUUACAGGGGUACAAUGGAGGCUCUGUGAAGGAAAAGGAGGAGUGGAAAGAUACAUUUGACGAGCUUCAGGGAGUGGACUGGGCACGUGCUAGGGCAUUGCAGAAUAAGAAAUUAGAAGGAGCGCAGCAUUUCAAGCGCAGGGGUUUUUCCAUCUCGGAGGGCUUGCUUUCCCGUGAAGUUCAGUACCGUCUCAACGAAGCAAUGCAGCACGGAUGGGUGAUUCAAGGUCGUGUUCAGGCAGCAGGAAAAGCUCCGUCAGGCCGCUCGGAUUUCGGAAGGGAAGGUUUAAAGAUUCGGUCAGCGAAACCAUCUCCAUUGUCCGAAUGUGACGCUGCACGGGGUGAUGCGGCAGUGGCGGCGGCUUGUCGCGCUCCAUCGGUACCAGUGUUUGUGAAUGACUCGGCGAAGGAGGGGUGCUGUAUUGCGGGAGGAGGGGAGUGUGACGUUGGUGGUGUAAAUUGUAACGUUGGCGAAGGUGGGCUGGCGGUUGUGGAGUCGCCCGCAAUGUGUGAUGAUGUUACGCCUAACGCAAAUCGAAAUAGCGGAGAUGAGUGGACGAGGUUGGGCCCUAUUCUUGAAGAGCAAUGUGGUUCUUCUGUUGGAGCUGAGAGGACGGGUAUGAUAGUUGUGCAUGGGACGUUCACCACCUCUUUGGAAGGGAACCUCGGGGACGUGAUUCCUCAAUACGAGCAACGGGAGACUGGAACUGAGAGCACGAGGAGAGAGACGGAAGAUGAACCAGAACAGCUGAGGGACUGUGGGACAGGCGCCUGGAGUAAAGUGCUGGGUGGUGAGCGUGAAGCUGAAGAGAGAAUGACAGGCGAGAGAAUGAAGGGGGAUACUGAUGGCAGCCACUUGGCGGGUGGCAUUCGUCUUGGCGCGCAGGUGGAUGGAGCGUCGAAAACGCAUAGCCCCGCUCUGAAGAAGAAGGAGAAUGACAAGGAAGGGGAAGAGAGUAGGGAGGACGACAUGAGGCUUGUGGGGAGAGAGCGGGUCGGGCUGUUGUCUGACGAGAAGGCCGGUGUCAGCGGCAGAGAACAUAAGAAGGCUGAUCAGUACGAUCCAAUGUUUGAUGCCGGAGAAUGGGAGAUUCCGUACGAACACUUAGUGAUCGGUGAGCGCAUAGGCAUUGGAUCGUACGGAGAAGUUUACAAGGCGGAUUGGCACGGAUCCGAAGUAGCUGUGAAGAAGUUUCUUGAACAAGACAUAACUGGCGAUGCUCUUGAAGAGUUCAAAAGUGAGGUAGCCAUCAUGAAGCGGCUCCGUCAUCCCAACGUAGUGCUAUUUAUGGGUGCGGUAACGAAGCCUCCGAACAUGUCGAUCGUCACAGAGUUCUUACACAGGGGUAGUCUUUAUCGGCUCUUACAUCGACCCAACAACAACAUCGACGAGCGCAGGCGCAUGCGUAUGGCUCUGGACGUUGCCAAGGGAAUGAACUACCUUCACAGUAGUACGCCGGUUAUCGUGCAUAGGGAUCUCAAGUCCCCCAAUCUUCUUGUUGACCGGAAUUGGGUUGUCAAGGUCUGCGAUUUCGGUUUGUCCAAGAUGAAGCACAAUACGUUCCUUUCUUCCAGGACCACGGCGGGAACUCCCGAGUGGAUGGCGCCGGAGGUCCUUCGUAAUGAACCAUCUAAUGAGAAGUGUGAUGUCUACAGUUUUGGUGUCAUCCUCUGGGAGUUGGCAACAUGCCAACAGCCAUGGUCUGGCAUGAACGCGAUGCAGGUGGUAGGCGCUGUAGGGUUCCAGGACCGCAGGUUACCGAUCCCGGACACAGUGGAUGCGUCUGUGGGCUCAAUCAUUCAAGAAUGCUGGCACGAAAAUCCGCAGAUGAGGCCGUCGUUCUCUAACUUAAUGCAGCGAUUGAAGCCUCUGCAGCGAUCUCAAAACCCUCCUUUUCCAUUGCCCAUGGGCAUAGCUUCACCCAUACAAACGUAGUUAUGUCAAUUCCCUCGCUUCCUCUUAGGUCUUUGGCAGUCUCUUUUGCUGGUGCUGUGACGUGACCGCUAUUUUUUCUCUGCUUCCGCUGAACGGGAUGUGGAGUCCCUACUGGUCUAUCUAGUUCUUUGGGGGUUCGAAUCGCGCACCAACACGCAGUGACUGUGGAGGCCGUGGAGCGUGGACGUUGGCUAGUUUACCGCGUCCUGUACCACUAGUACUUUUCCCGAGACGUCCGCGUGGACGACUCCUUAUUUGGUGGUAUUGUUGAGUUGCGGGGUGUCCAUCGUCCUCUCUUUCCUGUCUCGUUACUGCCUGUACGGAAAGUGGGGGAUAGUGCCUAUGUCGACAGACGGUGGUAAAUAAAUGACGGCGCAGCAUGAUCGGAAGCUGGUUCGCUUGGCUGCAAAGAAUGGUGCGCUGAUUGAAAAGCGGUGUGCAAGAGAACAGAAAGGGUGGUGGCCGCGAAGGAAGAGCACAGAUAGGAAAGUAAGGUGAGUGGAUACCACGCGACGUGAUUGUACUGGUGGCCAUCAAGAGUGGCAUGCCAAGCUGGACCACGAUCACAAUUGGAGCGAAAAUGGGACUAUGGCUUAAGGAUCAGACCAUCCAGUGGCUUGUUUACUGUGCUCCUCUGAUUAGGCGAAAAUCCUUCCAAAUCGUAAUGCUUAGUGCUUCCGAAGAACGUGUGUUGCGAGUUGGCGUAAUGAACGCAUAAUUUUGCGCUUUGCGUUUCCAGUGUCUGGACAACUAGGUGGUUGGCGUAUUCCGACCCAGGCGGAAGGUCCCUGAUGAGUACCACGUGCGCUUCCUGGCUAAAACGUGCGUAGGGCACUAAGCGCGUUUUUUCUUCUGAGUUUAGUGCAUGCGGAUGUGUAUGCAAAUUUUAUCGAAGCGUGCACGAAAGACAGUCAUUGGCUUCUGUUUAUCACUUUUCUUUUCGCCAGAAGCACGUUUGAAGAUUCGAGGUGCUGUGAUGCUUCGUUGUUCUCUUUUGUUUUUUUUUUGUUUAUUGUUUUCCUCGUUAGUUUAAGUGAAGGAUAGGCGUCGGAUGGACGUAAUUAGGCCGCUGAGCUUUGAAUUUAUGGUGUGAAUCAUACCGCAUUUACCGGGCAAUUCUAUUGAAGAAGAAAACGGGCAGCGGAGCGGCCACUCUGUCUUUUCCCAGUAGCUUCAGUCCUCCUAGGAAAGAGAAAGGAAACAAUGCUUAAUCGUCCCUCGCUACCAUAGGGAGAACUAACGUACGGGAUGGGAUAAAACCUCCGCGUACACUCAAGGGUUAUCCGGACGAUGAUGGUUCUUGACCUUCGUGUUGUGACGAGCAUCAUCUUAAGAUACUCUUUGUGCGAGUGCAGUGAUAACAGCGUUGAAGGGCAUGGGUAUUUGUUUCUCAUGGGGUGCGUCAGUUCGAUAGAUGCAGACGGCGGCGAACGAUGCGUCGUGGUAAAGUACUUCUCGUUUCCCAUCGAGUUGCGUAGGCUUGAUCGAAUGCGCAAAUUCCCUACCAUCGGGGCAGAGAGAUUCGAAAGUCUUUAUUCGUAUAGUCCUCGUGCAUCGUGGUAGGAGUUCUACUGGGCUAUUGGUGUUGAGCAUGGAGUCGAGCUCCUGUGAAAUCAGGGUCGUAAGGAUUGGACCCGUUUUCGCCAAGAGCAAAGAACGAACGUUCUGUCCCGUCAGAAAGGAAACCCUAGCUUGAAUUCGUGAUAAACAAUAAUUUCGUGAAGAGCAAAGAACAAACGAUCUGUCCCGUCAUAAAGGAAACCCUAGCUUGAAUUCGUAACAAACAAUAAUUGGGUAAGGAUGAUGCUCAUCUGCGUCCACACCGUGUAGAUUGAAGCGGACUGUAGGGCAAUCGCCGUUAUGAACAGGUCAUUUGUCGUGACGUUGGACUUUUGCUGGGGUUGCUCUUUGUAAUUUUCUUCCCUUUCCAAAUUCCGUGAUGUCACUGUAUUUGGCAUAUCAUGAGCUCGCGAUUCGUCAGCGACUCGUCGAUGACAUGGUUCCUUCCGCCCGCCAGAUUAUGAAGUGAUGUUAGCGACCGUUGAGCCUAAGAGAAAGGUGUCGCACUCAAGUCAAGGAUUUUGUCAAAUUCCUAACGUUUAUAAUCAAAAGUAAGGCUGUUCCCUGAAAUUACCAGCGAGGAAAGUCUCAAGUGCGAUAAUGUUGAACAGACCCAUCCAGCGCCCAGGUAUUCUGACAUGCAUCCAACCCUACAACUCGUGCAGACCCAAGAUCAUGCCGAAAAUAAAUCUGGGUGUGCUACUAGUUAAGCAUAUGGUCUU